This is a messenger RNA of Carcharodon carcharias (great white shark), 2463 nucleotides long. RefSeq names its product wingless-type MMTV integration site family, member 2Bb (gene wnt2bb). Gene Ontology annotation, biological process: cell fate commitment; canonical Wnt signaling pathway; multicellular organism development. The record is from RefSeq and is a predicted model, not a curated record. NCBI's taxonomy places the organism in Eukaryota, Metazoa, Chordata, Chondrichthyes, Lamniformes, Lamnidae. Gene Ontology annotation, cellular component: extracellular region. The coding region runs from base 355 to 1536 and encodes 393 amino acids. Gene Ontology annotation, molecular function: cytokine activity; frizzled binding. The transcript is spliced from 5 exons.
UUCACUGUAGACCCGAACAAGGUGCUCCCUGUCGCAGCAACCAAGAAAGCACCGAGGAAGGGAAAGAGAGAGAGAGAGAGAGAGAGAAGAGAGAGAAAAAAACAUUCAGUUAAAAACCACGAUCGCUCGUCUCAGACCUGACUUUACAAAAGGGAAAUUUACAGAUUAAUUUGAGGUGUCAAUGCAAAGGAUGAAAAUCCGACCUCAUCAAAGGAUGAAUUUAAUAUGUUAAAAUCUCGAGGGUUUUUAAAAAUACAACCGUUGGCAAUUUGAAGACAUCAGGAAGAAUUGUUUGUGCACAAACCUUGUUGAUCUUCUGCAAGAUUGUGGGGGUUUUCUUGUUGUUAAAACGCUAUGUCUGGGCGGACCAGAGCUGAGGAACCCAGGCUGCACUGGAAAAUGCCCCACACCUCUGGGGAAGAAGGUGCGAGGCAGAUUAAUAGGACAGCAGGCAAUGAUGGGACUAGUACCUGCUCCAGACUUUACCUUGCCUUUAUAUUAAUAUUACUCACGCUGACACCGCGAGUGGAGUCUUCCUGGUGGUACAUUGGUGCUCUGGGAGCCCGUGUGAUCUGUGACAACAUCCCAGGGCUGGUCAACAAACAGCGGCAGCUGUGUCAGAAGCACCCAGAUAUCAUGCAGUCAAUUGGAGAAGGAGCCAAGGAGUGGAUCCGCGAAUGCCAGCACCAAUUCCGACACCAUAGAUGGAACUGUAGCACCCUGGCCAGGGACCACACUGUAUUUGGCAAAGUAAUGUUGCGUAGUAGCCGAGAGGCUGCUUUUGUCUAUGCGAUUUCCUCCGCUGGGGUUGUGUACGCUAUCACACGAGCUUGCAGCCAGGGAGACCUGAACAGCUGCAGUUGUGACCCGCGCAAGAGGGGCAAAGCCCGGGACCCGAGAGGGGAGUUCGACUGGGGAGGCUGCAGUGACAACAUCAACUAUGGAAUCAAGUUCUCCAAAGCCUUUGUGGAUGCCAAGGAGAAGAAGGAGAAGGAUGCCAGAGCACUGAUGAACCUCCACAACAACCGAUGUGGCAGAACAGCUGUGAAAAGGUUCAUGAAGCUGGAGUGUAAAUGCCACGGUGUCAGCGGAUCAUGUACGUUAAGGACUUGUUGGUUAGCAAUGUCGGACUUUAGAAAGACCGGAGAUUACCUGCGGAAAAAAUACAACCUGGCGAUUCAGGUCACCAUGAACCAGGAUGGAACUGGUUUCACUGUCACCAACAAACAUUCAGACAGGUUGAUCAAAAAUGAGUUGGUGUACUUCGAAAACUCACCCGAUUAUUGCGUCCUGGACAAGGCAGCAGGGUCUUUGGGCACAGCGGGAAGAGUGUGCAACAAGUCCUCGAGGGAUACGGAUGGGUGCGAAGUGAUGUGCUGCGGACGGGGCUAUGACACCACUCGAGUCGUGCGAGUCACGAAGUGCGAGUGCAAGUUCCACUGGUGCUGUGCCGUGAAGUGCAAAGAGUGCCAAGAGACAGUCGACUUUCACACCUGCAAAGCGCCUAAACGUGCAGACUGGCUUGACCAGACAUGAUUUCAGCCAGCAGAGCCGCCUUUCAUAUGGGAUAUGCGCGUGAAGGCGCGUGGCAUUUUGGGGAGUUGUAGUUUAGCUGCAUGGCUUUUCUCUUUAAUUAAUACCCUGUGAAGCACUAAAAGAAUGGACUACACCUCCCAGGGGACCAUGGUGAACCGCUGGACAUGUUCAGUAAAUCAUCGCAUAUUCCUUAUCAGUAGGGGGAAUUGCAAUAUAAAGCGUAAAUCCUGAACCUUAUCGUUCUGCAAUGUUAAUUAUUUUUUUUUCCCGAAUGGGACAGUGCAACUGCCCAUUAAACAAGAGACUCUGUAAGGUGAAGCACAACCACGGCUUCUGUAGUUGUGAAGUGAUGAGGAUCUCCCUGUAACACCAGCUGCAUGCGACUAAUUUCUCCCAUCUGGUCAUUUUUUUUUUGUUUUUUUUUAAAUUGGUACGUCAAUGCCUUAUUAAUAAGUGGGAAAAGGCUGCUGACCGCUCCUAACGAUCAUUCAGAAGGAUGUGAAGCUGCGAUUCUGCACGAGAAAGAAGGGCCUGCACUUUCUGAAGGCAGUUGUAUAACUCUGUAUUAACAAGACAACCUGCACUAUGAACAUUAGCUCCAAGAGGAUAGCAGAGAGAGAGAGAGAGAAAGGGAGACAACGCGAGUGAGAGUGAUAGAGGGACUUGCCUGGUUAUAACUAAUCUAUCCGUUGAUUCGCGUCCAUAUAAGCCUUCAAACUGUAACAGGAAGUCUGUGAAGACAUUAAGAAUGAGGCUCUGGUUCGCUGCUGCUGAUUUCAAUAGUGCAACUCACCUGAACUUUAUAUGGUUUAAGAAUGUUUUUUAAAAUAUUGUAAUAAUUCUUACACUACUAUCAGUAUGUUAAUAUAAAAGCAAAAUACUGCGGAUGGUGGAAAUCUGAAAUAAAAACAGAAAAUGCUUUAAAAA